Molecule: messenger RNA, 1234 nt
Organism: Bursaphelenchus okinawaensis
Lineage: Eukaryota; Metazoa; Nematoda; Chromadorea; Rhabditida; Aphelenchoididae
Source: the annotation of a GenBank genome assembly
AUGUCAGAAGAAGAUAAAGAGUCAGUAGAUCAGCUUGGUGGUCUAUUGGACGAGGCUUUGGGAGGAUUUGGAAAGGCUAAACCAGCUCCAACUAGAUCCACAGACGAUGAUCUGGACGACUUUUUGGCUCCAAUGGAUGCCGAAGCUACGAAAAAGGCAGCUGAAACAUUUGAGGUAGGGUUUUCGCCUUGUUUUGUUAUGAUUUUAGGGCAGAAAUCGAAUUUUUUAAAAUUGAAGGUUUACGAUUUGUAAAGGAAUGUAAGUUUGAUGUAGUCUAAAAAUUUUGGGGAUUUAUAUUGAGUAGUAAAAGAAUUACAGCUUUUCAAACCUCAAGGUCUCAUUAGAACUUACCUGAAAAAAUGUAAUUUUCAGAAAAUGCUGAAAGACAUGGAAGAAACAGCAAAGAAUGCGAAGAAAGAAGAAGAAUCAGAAGUAUCAUUGCCAGCAGGAGGCUCUCAAUUCUUAUGUGAGCUUCUGGGUAUCAAUAAGUUGUUGGAUGAAGAUGGAGCAGAUCCAGAAAUUCGCCAGCUAACAGAGGUUCUAUUACAAGGAUGUUUCACAAAAGAAGUUAUUCAUCCUUUGCUAAUACAGUUCCAUAAAGCUAUCACUGAAUAUCUGAAUGAUAACGACCUUGAGGAUGAACAAAAACAGAACUUGGAGGCUCAGAAGGAGGUAAUGAGCGUGUUUUUGAUGUUGUUUUAGAUGGGUUUGGGGUGGGGAUGGAAUGGAAGGUUAAGGAUUGGACUAGCUAAAAGGAAUGGAAGGUUAAGGACUAGCUAAAAGUGGUCUUUAAAACAUGAUUUUCAGGCUUUGGAAUAGUAGAAAUGAAGUUUCAGGGGUUAUGUAGAGCUAAAAUAUGGUUUUUGCUUACUUAUAGGCUAAUGUAAUAUUAUUUUUUAGCUAGUCUAAGGUCAAGUUGAAUGAAGAGGAGUUAAGGUCUACUCUAUAAUUAAGGUCUAGCAAUAAGGAAAUAUAUAUAUAUUAUACUAAACCUCCACUCUUUUAGGUCUUCGAAAAGCUGAUUCAAAGCUACGAAACCCAGUCGGAUCCAGCCACAAAAGAGGAAACCGACCAACAGAACUCGUUGUGGGCACAGCUCAGAGACCUGGGAGAAGUUCCGCCAGCUUUAUUAGAGAAGUUCGAAGCCAACCUUCCGAACCCAGGCCUACUACCCAACAUGGGCGGAUUCCCGGGCGGUGGUGAUGUGAAUCCAAAUCAGUGCAACAUCAUGUAA